AUGAACAUGUUUUCACAAAAUCAUCAUUCAAGGCAUGCUACUGAUCGAGUGUAUAAGGUUAAUGAUUGGGUAUUUUUGAAACUAUCGCCUUGGAAAGGAGUAGUAAGGUUCGGGAAAAAGGGUAAGCUAAGCCCUAGGUACAUCGGACCUUAUCAGAUCACCGAGCGAGUUGGUGAGGUUGCUUACAGGCUUGAGUUGCCUUCAGAACUGUCUAAAGUGCAUAAUGUAUUUCAUGUCUCGAUGCUUCGUCAGUAUGUUGCAGAUCCAUCGCAUGUGAUUCCGGUUCAACCUUUGGAGAUUAGCCCGAAUUUGACUUAUGAUGAAGAACCAGUGACUAUCUUGGAUUGGAAAGAGAAAGUUCUGAGAAAUAAGACGGUGCAGUUG
Molecule: messenger RNA, 384 nt
Organism: Malus domestica (apple)
Lineage: Eukaryota; Viridiplantae; Streptophyta; Magnoliopsida; Rosales; Rosaceae
Source: RefSeq, a predicted model, not a curated record